UGCCAACGAAUUGAAUUAUCGUAAAUUUCCGUUCGAAUCGAACCGAAAGAGUGUUUGUGUGUGUGUGUGUGCGUACGAUGGCAGAAAACAAAGGAAUGCUGCUGGCCAAAUCCGUCCAGAAACAUGCUGGCCGCGCCAAGGAAAAGCUCCUACAAAAUCUCGGCAAAGUCGACCGAACGGCAGAUGAAAUUUUCGACGAGCAUUUGACAAACUUUAACCGACAGCAUACCUGUGCCACCAGGCUGCAGAAAGAAUUCUCCAACUACAUCAGAUGUGUUCGUGCCGUACAAAAUGCCUCGAAAAGCUUAAUGGAUGCCAUAACUGAAGUAUACGAAAGCCAGUGGACCGGCUCGGAAGUGCUGUACGGUCAGACUAAAACCAUCGACACACAGUACCAGCAGUUUUCGUACAAGCUGGCCGACCAGGUGCUGAAGCAGCUGGACACCUACGCGUUACAGUUUCCGGAAAUGAAGAAAAAAAUUGACAAACGUGGCCGUAAGCUGGUGGAUUACGAUAGCCAACGGCAUUCUUUCCAGAGCCUGCAAGCGAAUGCCGCCAAACGCAAGGAUGAUUUGAAGGUUACAAGAGGCCGGGAACAGCUGGAGGAAGCAAAGAGCACAUACGAGGUGUUGAAUUCGGAGCUGCACGAUGAACUGCCGGCCCUGUACGAUUCGAGAAUACUGUUCCUGGUGACGAACUUGCAGACGUUGUUCGCCUGCGAACAGCAGUUCCACAGCGAAACGUCCAAGGUGUACGCCGAACUGGAAGCGAUCGUCGACAAACUGGCCACCGAAUCACAGCGCGGUUCCUACACCCUGAAGAAGAUCAAUGCUAACUCAAACCCAUCAAGCCCCCAGCAGUCGCCAGUGAAAGCGAAUUUAUCGAUUGUGAAUAAUGUCACUAACGGUUCGGCCAAUGCCAAUGGACAUACGUCCGCACAAAGUGUGCUCCCGUCGCCAAGAACGCCAUCGCCCCAUCAACAGACCCGACAACAGCCGGACGAUCAACCGGAAGAUGACGAACCAUCCUAUCAAAACACGGAGGUGGUAAAGGCAGCUGCGGCCGCAGUCAAACCACCGACCACGAACGGUACGGCUUCCGGCACAACAAAGCCUGAGCCAGAAAUGAACGGAAACGCCUCGGUCACCUCGACACCGAAGGAAAACGGCGAACCGCCAGCAGUUUCGGCGGCGGUGAUGGCGACGGAUGAAAGCACUACACCGGCCACCGGUACAAAUGGUACGCUUCAUUCACAUCCACCGUCACCCACUAACCAGCUUCCCGGUCGCCAAACGCAACCAUCAAUCGCCAAUGGCAUUAGCAAUGAUGCUCCGGCCACCAACUCCAUCAGCAGUAACGCUCGGGGGGCACAAGCAAAUGGGAUGUCUGAUCCACCGAAGCCACCCACCAGCCAUGCAACUGCAGCACCAACAACGGAUGUAACCGCUGCUGCUGAUGCUGUCGCUACUACUGCUGACCCUGCUAAUGCAGAUGUUCCAACGCCCACUACUACCGGCGCAGCUGUUUCACAAACAACUGCCGGAUUGGCGCGCAUGGAUAAGGUAACGCAGACACCGUCUCAGCCGCUACCAACACACCAUCAACCGACGAUGCUGGUAGCACCAAACUCCUCGUCCUCGUCGUUAUUCGCGUCUUCCACAGUGCCACUACACCCCGCUGUUGGUGGCCUCAGCCAACCGCUGCUCUAUACCAGUCUACUACCCUUAACCGCCCAUCAUCAGCAUCCUUUUCCUACCAAUCUAACGCUCAACAAUCUUAACAAUAACGCCAAUAACGGUGGUAACGCUAACACACGAUCGCCCCUACUGAUGAUCGCACAACAACAACAGUAUCAACAACCGCACCUAAUCCGUGCCGGUGGUUUUAACAAUAACGCCAUCACGGUCGGUGCAACGACAACAGCGGACCUGCCGCCCGGUGUUCUGUAUCGCGUGAAAGCUACGUACAAGUACGUCCGGGAAGAUGUGGACGAGCUGAGCUUCGAGGUGGGCGAUGUCAUUAAUGUGGUGGAGUACGAAGAUCCGGAGGAUCAGGAGGAAGGAUGGCUGAUGGGUACGAAGGAAGGCACAAAUGAGAAGGGCAUGUUCCCGGCCAACUUUACCAGACCACUGUAAAA
This is a messenger RNA of Anopheles maculipalpis, 2137 nucleotides long. RefSeq names its product myc box-dependent-interacting protein 1 (gene Amph). The transcript is spliced from 10 exons. NCBI's taxonomy places the organism in Eukaryota, Metazoa, Arthropoda, Insecta, Diptera, Culicidae. Gene Ontology annotation, cellular component: cytoplasm; plasma membrane. Gene Ontology annotation, molecular function: protein binding; phospholipid binding. The record is from RefSeq and is a predicted model, not a curated record. The coding region runs from base 78 to 2135 and encodes 685 amino acids.